AUGGAUUGCAACAAAGUGUCUGAUUUUGUUUACCCUCUUAGUGAUAAGCCCGCCAAGUUUGAAUACAAGCUAGUCAACCAAAAUGGGAAGUUGGCUGAGGUCCCACUACACAAGGAGUAUCAGAGGCUCUCAUUGUUUGAAGAGAAGCAGCCCUUCUGUCAACAGGAAGUAACUGCGGAAUGCUUAGAAUCGACCGACCGUACCGUGGCUGCUGAACACACACAUGAAAACUCUCGGAAGAGAAAUGCUGGUGAUGACGAUUCGGCGGAGAGAGAUAGUAUGAUCUCUUGCGAAGACAUAACUUCUUCGGACACAGACUCCAACACUCAAGUUUCGGCCCUGUCACGCGUGCAUUCUUAUCGCACAAAUGGCCUUUUACAUCCACCAACUAAGAAGAGAUUGACCUCAGGGUAUGAUCUGAUAGGUUCGGCCAGCUUCCAAGUAGAGUCACCAGGCAGUAUGUCCACUGCAAUAGUGCCUGGCGUGAAUAGCAACAUGAGCACAGUGGAUGUUAGUGACAAUGGGCGAGAUAUGAUGGCAAAUAUGCAAAGUCAGGUUAGCACCAGUCACAGUUUAGGAGAGGGUAUUAAUGACAACAACAACAACAACAACAAUAUUAACAGCAAUCAAACUGGUAACCUCGUACGAGACCAGCUACGUCGUCCAAAGACACCAAAUACAAUGAACUCUCCUAGUCAGACCCCAGUGUCGGAUAUGGAAGAGGACCCGAUUCAACAGUUACCACUACCUUCGCCGAGUGCAUCUCCUAUUCAGCUGGAUCAUGAAAAUGAUGACGAUGUAUCUUCUGAAACUCCUAGAAGAAUGGGCCAACGGUUGAAUUUAGAAAUGAUUGAGAGUCAUAUGGCAAGUAUUCCAAGCACUCAAGCUGAGUUGAUCAACACAAUAAAACAUUUAUCGCAGUUUCUCUCACCACAAAAUCAAAACCAUUUGAUUUUCCGGUUGUUGCAGAAAACAAAUCGGUCCUCGUUGAGCACGUUUAAUGGUUUGCUACAUGAUUCCUUGAAACGUGACUUACUUGGCAAUUUACCAAUUGAAAUCGCGAUGAAAGUUUUGUCAUAUCUAGACGCUGACACGCUUCUUUCAAUAUCUGAAGUGUGCAAAAAGUGGUUCAAAAUCAUCAACAAUACUGCUUUGUGGGCCAAUUUAUUGAAAAGAGACAAACUUAUAACUGAUGAAAACGUCAUCAAGUAUGAACUAAGCGAUACCACAGAGCUACUUAGCGAAUGGUGUACACUACCUGACGACAUUAACCCUGCCCAGGUGUUGUACAAGAAGCGGAGGAUGAUUGUUAAUAGGUGGCUUGAUCCUAAAUUCAAACCAAAAAGAAUAAGUGUCAAAGGGCAUGGCAAUAAAGUGGUUACUUGUUUACAACACGACGAAGAGAAGAUUGUCACUGGUGUCGAUGACAAAUAUAUUCUCAUAUACAGCACGCAAACGGGCCAGUUGACGAAAGUAUUGGAGGGUCAUGAUGGGGGAGUGUGGGCUAUGAAGUACUACAAAAACACUUUGGUGACUGGAUCUACCGACAGAUCAGUUCGAAUUUGGAACAUGGCUACUGGGAAAUGCACACACGUGUUUCGUGGGCAUACCUCUACCAUUAGAUGCCUCGAUAUAAUAACCCCAUCGGUUAUAGGAAAAGAUGCUCAUGGGGAAGAUAUUGUUUUCCCGGAACAUCCAUUGUUGAUUACGGGAUCUCGUGAUCACAAUAUUCACGUUUGGAGACUACCUAUUCUACAAGAAGAUGCUGUCGAUGAAGUCACGUUUGAUAGCGGGGAAAGUGAAAACCCGUAUUUAAUAGCAGUUCUCACAGGCCAUACUCAAUCGGUGCGCUCCCUUUCAGGAUAUGGAAAUAUUAUCAUUUCUGGUUCGUACGAUUCUACAGUGCGCAUUUGGGACUUGCUUGAUAACGGGAGAUGUAAACACAUUUUACAAGGUCAUCAAGACAGGGUUUACUCAACAGCAAUAGACUUUGACAGAAAAGUUUGUUUUUCAGGAUCGAUGGAUUCCACUAUAAAUAUUUGGAAUUUUGAAACUGGCGAGUUGUUGAAAGUGUUGGAGGGACACUCCUCGUUGGUUGGGUUAUUAGCUUUGGUGGACGGUGUAUUGGUAUCUGCUGCUGCUGAUGCAUCGCUUAGAAUCUGGGAUCCUGCGACUGGUGACUUGAGAAGCAAGUUGAGAGGACAUGCUGCUGCUAUAACAUGUUUUGAACAUGAUGGGUUGAAAGUGGUUAGUGGAAGUGAAAAAAUGCUCAAGUUGUGGGAUGCUCAACGCGGUGAAUUUGCUAGAAACUUAUUAGAUGAUGUAACAGGAGGAAUUUGGCAAGUGAGGAUCGAUUACAAGAGAUGUGUUGCCGCUGUGCAAAGAGUCAACAGCGCUGACGAAGGUGAAACGUAUAUCGAAAUUUUGGAUUUCAGUGAAGUUCCAAACUUUCAAAGUUGA
Lodderomyces theae is the source of this 2460-nucleotide messenger RNA. RefSeq names its product SCF ubiquitin ligase complex subunit (gene CDC4). Gene Ontology annotation, biological process: ubiquitin recycling; proteasome-mediated ubiquitin-dependent protein catabolic process. The coding region runs from base 1 to 2460 and encodes 819 amino acids. The transcript has a single exon. Gene Ontology annotation, molecular function: ubiquitin binding. The record is from RefSeq and is a predicted model, not a curated record. NCBI's taxonomy places the organism in Eukaryota, Fungi, Ascomycota, Pichiomycetes, Serinales, Debaryomycetaceae. Gene Ontology annotation, cellular component: nucleus; cytoplasm.